This is a messenger RNA of Olea europaea var. sylvestris, 786 nucleotides long. RefSeq names its product peptidyl-prolyl cis-trans isomerase FKBP15-1-like. Gene Ontology annotation, biological process: protein peptidyl-prolyl isomerization. The transcript has 6 exons. Gene Ontology annotation, molecular function: peptidyl-prolyl cis-trans isomerase activity. The coding region runs from base 89 to 523 and encodes 144 amino acids. The record is from RefSeq and is a predicted model, not a curated record. Lineage: Eukaryota; Viridiplantae; Streptophyta; Magnoliopsida; Lamiales; Oleaceae.
GGGCCUCUAAUUCUGGACAGUCCAUAUAGUUUAAUAGAUAGAAAGAUAAUCAAAUAGAGAAAUAGAAAGAAAAUUAAAAUUUCUCAUAAUGAAACUCGUCCUUCUCCUUUUGGUAUUUAUUACACUAGUUGCGGCAAAGAAAUCCGGGGAUGUAACGGAGCUGCAGAUCGGUGUGAAGUAUAAGCCUGCAACUUGUGAGGUUCAGGCCCACAAGGCCGACAAAGUGAAAGUACACUAUAGGGGAAAGCUUACGGAUGGAACUGUUUUUGAUUCGAGCUUUGAAAGGGGUGAUCCUAUUGAAUUUGAGCUUGGUAGUGGUCAAGUGAUUAAAGGAUGGGACCAAGGGCUGCUAGGAAUUUGCUUAGGAGAGAAGAGGAAGUUGAAAAUUCCUUCUAAACUUGGUUAUGGGGAUCAGGGGUCGCCUCCUACCAUCCCAGGGGGUGCUACACUUAUCUUUGACACGGAGCUGGUAGGAGUCAAUGGGAAAACAACCGGUGGGAAAUCAAAUGACAGUGAACUGUAACUUAAAAGAGUCCUUUCUGUAGUUCCUCGUAGCCUUCUUGAGAGUUCUCGGGUUUUAAUUUACCUAGUAACACUAGACGGGAUAUUUUGUUUGCGUUAUUUUGUUUAUUUAAGUAGUUCCUGUGUCUCAUUUUGAAAAUCUUCAUAAAGUGGUCUACGGACUAAGUUGGUUCGUUUGUCCUCCUGAGGAAUGCUAUUAACGUUGUUUUGGAACAAAAAGGUCACCUAACUCUUUAAUAAUUAUUGCCAUGAAGGUAUCGCUCA